AUGUUGGAGGUGGAUAAGAUCCUGGAGAAGUGCGGCGACUUCGGCCGUCUGCAGCUGAUAAUGCUGCUGCUCUUCUGUGUGAUCAACGUUCUCUCAGCCCUGCACUACUACUCCCAAACCAUCAUCAGCUUCGUUCCCAAACACUGGUGUGCAGAUGGACGGCCCGUCAGCACUGAGUCGCCGGUUGAGUCGACCUGCCUGCCGUUGAACCGGAAUAUUAGCAGUUCGAAUAGCUGCAACAGCUAUGGCUACGAGCUAUAUAUGGGCUACCAGAGCUUUCCCAGCGAAAUGGAUUGGGUGUGCGCCGAUGCCUGGAAACUCACGCUCGGCCAGUCCAUGUUCUUUGUGGGCUCGGUGGUAGGCUCUAUGGUUCUGGGCUACCUAGCGGAUGUGGUCGGACGUCUGCCCAUUCUGAUCGUAGCCAACCUGAUUGCUAUGACAGGCAAUUUACUGACCAUAUGGAGCACCAAUGUCGCGCUUUUCUGUGUCUUUCGCAUGGUUUCCGGCAUUGCUACGGAUAGCAACUUUGUGAUGAUGUAUAUUUUGGUUAUGGAAUACAUGCGGCCAUCAGUGCGCACCCUUGGCCUGAGCAUCUGCAUUGGACUUUUCUACUGUCUGGGCUCGAUGGCGGCACCUUGGAUCGCCGUGCUCAUGCGCAGCUGGCGGGGAUUCCUGCUGGCCACCUCCUUGCCCCUGCUGGUGGUGCCGCUCUUCUACCUCAUUGUACCUGAAAGCAUUCAGUGGCUGAUUUCCAAACAGAAGUACGACAGCGCCGUGGUCUGCCUGAAACGGGUGGCCAGGAUAAAUGGACGGCACGUGGAGGAGAGCGCCUACGAGGAGUUCAUCGAGGAGUGCAAGUGCAGUCAGCUAAACCAGAAGGCGACACCGCACCUUCUUGACCUGUUCAAAACGCCCCGGCUCCGUCGGCACACCCUCGUACUGUUCUUCAAGUCCAUGGUCAUCACCCUCUGCUACGAUGCGGUAUCUCGCAACGUUCAGGGCCUUGGCAUUUCGCCAUUUGUGAUGUUCUCGCUGAGCGCCACCGCCAUUCUGCCGGCCUGUCUGCUCAUCAUCGCCCUCCAAGAUCGCAUCGGUCGGAAGGCGAUGGCGUCCGCCUCUCUGCUGCUGAGUGGCAUUUUCAUCUCGGUCACCGGAGGCAUCAUCUUCGCCGCUUCUGCUUCGGAUAAGACCACCACUUUGCUGGUAAGCCUGUCCGUAGUGGGCCGCUUUGGAGUGACGGUGGCCUACAAUUCCGGAGCGCAGUAUGCCACGGAGCUGAUCCCCACCUGCGUUCGCGGACAGGGAGUGGCUGCGGUCCACGUGGCUGGCUAUGCCUUCACCUUCUGCAGUGCGUACAUCCUGUUUACGAGGAGCGUGUUCUCGCCGCUUCCCGAGAUUAUCCUGGGCGUGCUUUCCUUGCUGGGGGCGUGUCUCUGCCUCCUGCUGCCGGAAACCCUUCACCGGACAUUGCCCACUUCUCUGGAAGAUGGGGAGGAUUUCGGAAAGAAUGAUCGCUGGUACACUUUUACCUUUUUGGACAGACGAACUCAGUCGGCAGCCACCCUGGACACCCAAAACGUCAAGAUGUACUCGCAAUCGACGGAAUCGGCCGUCUACUUCUGAGUAAAUAUGUUUGGGUUGUGGAACUUUGUUGGGUAUUUUUACUGCAGUUAUAGUUCUUUGUAGAAACCAGUAAAGUGUAAUAGUAUGUAGUACAUCGGCGGUAUCAAAAAUUAGACGGUAUUUGUAGAAUAAGUUUUUUAAAUUUGUACCCCAAAAUCUUAUUUAGUAAAGAGUGAUCAAACAAUAAAUAAAUUGUACAAAAUGUACAAGGAACGCAGA
Molecule: messenger RNA, 1842 nt
Organism: Drosophila yakuba
Lineage: Eukaryota; Metazoa; Arthropoda; Insecta; Diptera; Drosophilidae
Product: organic cation transporter-like protein
Exons: 5
Coding region: 1-1623 (540 amino acids)
Biological process (GO): transmembrane transport
Cellular component (GO): membrane
Molecular function (GO): transmembrane transporter activity
Source: RefSeq, a predicted model, not a curated record